Messenger RNA from Cydia strobilella, 5333 nucleotides. RefSeq lists its product as uncharacterized. The record is from RefSeq and is a predicted model, not a curated record. Gene Ontology annotation, biological process: regulation of circadian rhythm; anterior/posterior pattern specification; regulation of transcription by RNA polymerase II. Gene Ontology annotation, molecular function: protein dimerization activity; DNA-binding transcription factor activity, RNA polymerase II-specific; RNA polymerase II cis-regulatory region sequence-specific DNA binding. Bases 351 to 1760 code for a protein of 469 amino acids. The transcript is spliced from 10 exons. Gene Ontology annotation, cellular component: nucleus. NCBI's taxonomy places the organism in Eukaryota, Metazoa, Arthropoda, Insecta, Lepidoptera, Tortricidae.
AGGUCCCGGUCACGUGCAGACAAGCGUGGCCUGCCGCGGGCGCCGCACAUUCCGUUGCCCGUGUCGUGCGUGCCGUGUCAUAUUUUGAUGCCGCCAGUCAUGUGACUAAACCGGCCGGCAUUCAGUCAGUCCAGUCUUGUUCAAACGUUCAGUCGGGGCGCUCGCUAGUGCCACCCGUUCGUUUUGUACAUUAUACAUGCAGAUUAACUUACUCUACUACGGCGUUUGGUUACCGAAAAUGGAAUGCAAAGACCUCACUUAAAUAUAUUUGUGAAGUGUGUGUUAUCAAUUCAGAAUUUACGUGAUUGUGCUGGUGUUGACAUUGUGAUCUUUUCUGUUGCGAAGUAAAUAUGGAAACAAGGCAUUAUUGGGAGGAGAACGGGCAUGCCGUCAAAUACGAAAGCUACAACACGACAGAGGAGUUCCGGAAUGGCGAGCAACUGGGCUUCGCGGCACCCUCAGAGGACGAGGACUACCAGGCCGGCUUUCUGAAGAAGGGGAAGGUCGCCAGGCAAGACCCGAUGUCCCACCGAAUCAUCGAGAAGCGGCGGCGGGACCGUAUGAACAACUGCCUCGCGGACCUGUCCCGCCUCAUCCCGCCCGAGUACCUCAAGAAGGGCCGCGGUCGCGUCGAGAAAACCGAGAUCAUCGAGAUGGCCAUCCGACACCUCAAGUUCUUACAGGAGCGAGCCAAUGCGGCCGAGCGUGUGGCGGGCGAGGAGUUCCGUGCUGGCUUCCAGGAGGCGGUCGUCGAGGCGGCCAGGUUCCUCGCGGAGGUGCAAGGCUACGGGCCGGCGGACGGGCUGUGUGUGCAGCUGGCCUCGCAUCUGCAGAGACACGUCGAGAUGAUUACUAAAGGCGAAGCCCCCCGCGAGAAGCGGCACCCCACCUCCUCCUCAGAGACCGCCAGUUCCUCCAGCUCCUCGCAUAGCCACGUGCCGCGCGACGGCGGGAUCGCACGCCGGCUGGAACCGCCGCAGCCCGAGCCCUAUCAACAGCCCGAUCAGUACCCGAUGGAGUGCGAUAGAGAAGGUCUCAUCUCUAUAGCAGUACGCACACUUCGAGGUCUGGCGGUGCCAAGGACUAUGCCGGAUCGCAAUCGCACCGUGACCAACGUGGUCGCAGCACCCGACGAGGCGCCUCCGGGGGGCGAGCCCAUGGCGCUGGACGGGCACCGCAAGAGGGAGCUAACGCUGCGGACCAUAAGGAAGCCCGAACACGGCGAGGACUUCUUACACUCGUACAAGUUCAAGAACUCCAUUGAGAGAAGGUUUUCGAGGUCACAGGAUUGUGAGGCGACGGACAUGACGGUGCGCGGCGCGCCAUACAAAAACUACGGCCACAAGCGGCGACGCGCCACCAAACCGGCGCUCUCCACCACCUCCACCUCCAACUCGGGCUCCAUGGAGGACCCGCCGGACAGCUCGCCACAGGACACGUCGAGCGACUCCCAGCACCAACACUACGAGAAGCCGCCGGCGCCGCCCGCGCAGUACGUGCCCGUGUUCGCGCUCAACUCGCUCGGCAAGUACUACGUGCCCCUGAGCGUGGAGUACUCGUGCCUGGCGCGGGCCGGGCACCUCGGCCCCUCGCCGUGCGCCGCCCACCCCGCGCACCCCGCCCACCCCGCACACCCCGCACACCCCGCGCUCCCCGCGCCGCUGCACCCCGUCACCAUCCACGUCAACUUCCAGCCUUGCCGAGACUACCACGUCAAGCGCGAGCCCCGGGACCGAGACUGCGCAUGGCAGCCCGUGUGAACGGGACCAUUGCUGUCAUCUACCGAUGUCAUACCUCAACUAUCUUGUGAAAAGGGAGCCGCAUGAGCGUCUUUAAGCGGGAUGUUGCUAUUCUGAUUACUGCUAGCGCCGAUCGUGGGGUGAUUACUCUACACGGCAAACGCGGGACCACGUCGGGGCGCCUGCUGAUCGUGCUGACCGCUUGUCGCGGUAAACGUGGCCGUGGCGUAAACCACUGGUCGUUCUAAGUGCGAUAGGCACCGGACGCCCUCAUGGCAGAUACAAUCAAUCUCAGCCAUGUAAAGAAAUUGCUGAAUACGCCACUUUAAACACGCAUAUUAUCUUCUUCUUCUUCUUCCAGUGCCAUCUCCUACCGGAGGUCGGCUAUCAUGAGGGUUAUACGAACUUUAGACGCAGCCGCGCGGAAUAAUGAGCGUGUGCUCUGUUUGAACCAUGUUCGGAGAUCUUUGAGCCAUGAGUUACGUCUUCGUCCGGAUGAUCUUUUACCUAAGUAUUAUCUAAGUGUCCAAUAUACCUUAGUAGGCUCCGGGUCAUAAAACUAGGCCAAUAACGAUCGUUGUUAUUGUGUUUACUUCCAAUAAUUACAACACAAGAUGUUUUAAUAAAAUGCUAUGGUGGCUGGUCAAUUGGUCAUCGUAACGCUCAUCAAAAGCAAAAGCAAAGCGUGAAGAUAUAGGUAUAGGUAAGUAACACCGCCAAAUGCAACCAUAAUGGCAUUCAAUAAAACUCGCUGAACCUGCGAAGUUCAAUACAAACUCCACACCUGUUACGCUCACUACGAGAUUAUUAAUUACAGUAUAAAUGUGCAGUGUCUGGAAAAUUAAAUGGACGCUUAUUUAGACGAUAUAGUGCCGGUCUAGUGCAAAGACGAUUUUAAGUUUAAACGUUAACGGAUUUAAGUCAUUUAAGAACUUUUAUCUAUUUUUAUUCGGUUAAGUGACUUUAGGGACUAAGUGUUGAGACAAAAGGGACGGGAGUAGAGUCUAAGUAUCGAUGACAAUAAUCGAUGUUCGGUUCGUGGAAUAUUAAAGUUUAAGUUUUGAUUAAAAGUCGCAUAAGAGAACAACCUUGUUUCACAAAGCUUGUAUCACUUCGCAACCAGACCAGUGUACGUUUGACCUCCGAAGACGAAAAUCAUAUUUCAUGCGAAACGAUGUGUGUUUGCAGUCAUUUGGAUUCUGACUGUCCUUAAUUAUUAUCCUUUAAUUUCAUACCUAACACUUAAUAUUUGUAUUAAGUGGUGAAACGGGUUUUAAAAUUAAAUGCCUAUUCAACACUACAGAUUGUAAUAAAUGCAAAUACUAUGCACCUUAUUUAUAAUAACAAUAACAUGGUAUGUUUCAAUUGUUAAUUGCAAUGUACUUAUUAGGAAACACUGACUGUACCUCCAAUGUUAUAUGUUUGGAAAAUUUUAUACGUAAAUAUUUUAGAUAUCUAAUUUAGAAUCGUUGUUUAAGUAAGUGUCAUGUCAUGUUAAUAUUUAUUGUUAAUAUUAACUCAUUCCAAAACAGAUAUGCUAUUUUGUUUACCUUAGAUAUAUUUAAUUUAUCUAGAAAUAGAUAACGAUUUCAUUGACAAUAUGCAUAAUGCCUUUGCCCAAGUUGUAAUUUUAUAAGGAUGAAUUUCAUUAAAGUUGUAAAUAAUUAAAGGAUUGACUUUAUUUGCAGAUUAAUUGGGUUCAUUGUGUAAUUAUUUAAUGUAUGGCUUUACAAUCGUAACAUGAAGGAAUCGAUUACAUUGUAGACGAAUUAACCUUUUCGACGCCGUGUCAAACACAAAAGCGGUCACUCGGACGCCACGUCACCAAAGUGUCAAAACUGAAAUUGAACUUUAUGCACACGUACGUAGGUCUAUGUUGCUCUGUGGUCUUUGACCGAUUAAUCCGUCUGGCGUUGGACCUACGGUGCCGAUAUAUCCGUCAUUGGCGUCCAGAAGGUUAAGAUCUAAGUUAAGGCUUUAACCCAUAAUUCGGCAACGUUCAAAAUACUGGACAUAAUUUUGUAUUUUAUUUAUUUAAUCCGCUUUUUGAAUUUUUCUUAACCAGAAUUAAGCAACUAUUGAGCACCGAGGUUUUAUCUCACGACCUUCCGUGUUUUCUAUCGAAUUAAGGGUUAAUAUUUAGGUACAAGAAUAUGGAAUUCACCCAUAAUGUAAAUAAAUAUAGGUAGAAGUAUAGUUAAUGAUUCUAGUUCUUAAUUAUGGCUGUGAACCAACGGUAAUAGUCAGAGCGUUAUUUUAUAUGACAAAUGAUUUGUUGCAAUUGGAAUUGGAAUAUUACAUUGACUAUUCAGUCUUCAGUGAUUACCUAUUUUUAUUACACGCACCUUUUUUAUUGCCUACACGAGAAGACUAAUAAUUAUUUAUUAAGCUAAUACUCUCUGUUAGUACACAUAUUUUUGAAUUUUGAGAUCCCAUUUUCACUGUAUUAUUAAAAGUAGAGAUAUAUAAAUAAUGUACCUACCUACCUACAUGUUAUCUUGUUGUAUAUUGCACAAACGCUUUACCGGUAUUUCAUUACAAGCAUCAAAUAGAUAGUGACACAUCCUUAUUUUUAUAUCGACAAAGGUGUGCUACACGAUAUAUUUGGGCACUUUCUAUUUACAUAGGCGCGAUUCAUUUCGUAAGACGAUUUUUGGCAUAUUUUGACCCCCUCCCUUUUCUAUGUAAGAAAAAAUAAGAAUAGUUCGACCCCUACCCCCCUGUUUAAUAUUUAUUACGUAAGAAUCUGAAGGAAAAAUCGGGUUUGUUUUUAUUUCGAUUUUUAAAGAAACAAUUUUAGGAACUUUUAUUUUGUAAAAGUAAAAAAUUUUUUUUAAAUAAUCAACUGGCUUGAUAGUUUGUCUUUGUCGGCACUCGCACGGAUGCACGCGCUUUUUCGAAGUAUAUAAUCUUUACUUGCGCAUUUUUGUGAUCUUACGUAAGAACUAUCAAGACUCCAACCCCCCUGUAAGAAAAACUAAGACAGUCGACCUACCUUCCCCCUAAAUUGCCUUAAGUAAUAGCGUCAUAUUUUAUGUUGACUAUAAUUAGUACGUACAUAGAAUUUAGAACUACAAGCAUUUUGUUUAGCCCGAUUGCAACAAUGAAUUUGUUUUCAUCUAUAUUUUAUUAUAUGAAUAUUUUUAUGUGUAGAUUUUCUACCACAGACAACUACUAAACUAAUAAGUUGGGCCUAUUACUGUUAACGACAAGUUUUUACUCUCCCAGAGCGCUCACUAGAUGGCGUGACGUUAAGUGAAGGGCAAACUGCAGUCUGAGCUUAUCUACGGAAAUUGAGGUGCAUUAUCAGUCCUUUUUAUAUUCUGGUCUCUGGUUAACCCUCUGAACGCCACGCUUAUCGUGUGCGGAGCGUCAGUUGACGUCUUUGGCGGGCAAAGGGUUACGUUUACCCUUCAACUAAACACGUUCCGCGAGUGUACGCUCUAUGACUGAGUUGUUAAUCAUAACAGAGUAAAGAUGGAUGUAGUUAGGAAAUUCGUAUCAAGUGUAUAUUCGAUGUUGAGUUGUAUGAACUAUGAAUAGAUAUUUUUGUAUAUAUAGUUAAGAAUUAUACGUUAAUAUUUUACGAUAAAA